GCUGCACCUGUAUUCAGUCUGCCUGUCCCGUUAGGAAAAAGUUGGCAGUGCAAUGGUUACGCUGCGUGCGUCUCAAGGGCAGAGGAAAUGAGGAAACCGAUCACAACAACUAAUGAAGAGACACACCAGACCUCUCUCUGUCUGCGGACUACCCUGCUGCUCCGGCUCUGUUGUAGCUGUGCUGCCAUGCCAGUGGAGGAUGUUAUUCCAGUCAUAUUUAUAUUCAUAAGAGGAUAAAAAAAAACAACAAAAAAAACGGGGAGAUCAUAUUUUCCGUGGGAGCGACAACGUGGAGAGACUGAUCGAGCCGGGGAGCGGAAUAUGCGCCACUGUCCAGCUCUGCACGUCGGGCUAAAGCGUCGGGUCUCUACCGGAUAAAUGUCCUCCGAGCUGACUGAUGUGAUUUCUUUCAGCCACACAGAUGAUUUUAUGAUCGCACCACGUUUCAGCGGGAAUCUGGAUGCUGGAUGCUCCUAAUGUCACGACACCCCGGACACCCACACUGGUUCAAUGGGAUCAGGAACAAUAGACUAAUAGAAUAAAUACAGGAAGGCAUUCAAAGUUUAACCAAGUCUGAUUAGAAAAUCAGCAUUUUUAAGGUUAUGGUGCCACCAUUAGAUGGAGAAUUUAAUUAUUACUUGAGAGUGGCAGAAUUGUAUGCCUGUAAUUAGUGGAAGGAGGGUUAUUCUACACAACAGCCUACUCCAGUGUCUGACUAAUUAAAAUACAAACUAUUAUCCUAGUUUAGGUUGGGAACAGACUCCUGCUAGUUUAGACGAUCAUCUAGUCUCAAAUGAACAAGAUAAAGUUAUUAUCCAACACUGAGGAUGCCACCCUGGGCGUCCUUUCAAGGAAGGGAGCCUGGAGAAUGAAAUGAAUGCGGGAUUUCUGCGCCUUUAAUCGGACACAGAAGCAAAAGGAAGGAGACGGCCGGCAAGCCACCUUCUUUUUUCUUUUUUUGGAUUGGUCCAAAACAUUUUUUUUGCGGUCCCCUUCGAGUCCUGCACAAUGGGGAUUAUGCUUCAAGUUAUUCUAGGAAUGUUUCAAUUCCUGCUGCUAACCAGAAUACCCACGUCCCACGCCAAGCUUGCUCACUGGCGGCCGGCAGACUCCCCAAAAUCCAGGGAGGGUCGAGAAGUGCGGCGGUGGUUGGAGGUUUAUUCGCGCAGCGGCUGUGAGCCUCGGGACACUCUGGUGGAGGUUUGGCGGGAGUUACCGGGGGAGACGCACCAUCUCUUCGUCCCAUCCUGUGUGUCGGUGAGGCGAUGUGGUGGCUGCUGUGCUGAUGAGGCCCUGGAGUGUGUUCCUUCGCUCACACAUACAGUCACCAUGGAGCUGAUGAGAACCUCCUUCAUGAAGCAUGAGCUCAUUGAGCUGCUGUUCGUGGAGCACAGUCAGUGUGAGUGCAGAUUAAAAGAACAAAUCCAGCCAACACCUACAACAAGGCCCUAUCUGAAGCCAACAAGAACAGACAAGGAAAAGGAGAGAGGAAAGUCCAGACAGAAGACAAGUGGAGCCAUCAGAGCUGCGACCCAUGCUCCCCCAACUCUUCCACCCCCUUCUACGUCACCUUCUACGUCACCUCCUCCUCCGUCACAUCCGCCCACCGGCCUCUCUCCCUCUCCGUCGCCAUCUCUGAGGCCUCGUUGCCGUCCCUGCAGAGGGAGGAAGUGGGCACUGGAUGCGACGUCUUGCCAGUGCCGCUGCACCAUCAGAGCUGAGAGCUGCAGCCAGAAAGACCGUACGCUCAACCCUCGCCGCUGUAGGUGUGAUGCCAUGAGGACUUGAUGUGUCUACUCACUUUCUUUUCACCUCCUUCUUUCCACCCAACCCUUGUUGAUUCAUCGCCCACUCUCAGCAUCAGUGCCAUGGAGCAUACAGACGCUUGGACAUCCAGUAACCUCAGACUGAAGGAAAUAUUAGCGGAAGCACACACAAGAACAUGUAGCAGCGCUCUUAGUUAAGCAACAAGUGCAGCAUUACAACCUGAAUAUAGAUCUACGUAUGCAUGUGCAGCCAAACAUCUUACCACCUCCUCUGCUUCUGUGGCAAAGCUUUUGUCAGUCCACAUGAACUUGCGUGUACAGACAUGUAGAGUCACAAAACACAUCCCAUGAGUGGAGGGAUGAAGAGGCAGCUUAAUUGCAACUUUGAGAGACAUGGAUUUCGGACAAAUUCUGUCUUGGUGGACACAAUCACACGAGCUCCUGAUCCGCUGUGGUUUGGAGGUUCUUUAGGUCUCAACUUAUGAUACAAGAGAGCAGUGGAAACUUGACUGAUUAUACAAAGAACAAUGGAUAUGAAGUCGAUCGGUCAUACGCAAGAGUCCUACGUAAUGACACUUCAGUGGAAGUUGUGAUUUUAUUGAGAUGGAUUCCAGGGUGAAGUCAAGGCCAAUUUCUGUUUUGAGGAUUUGACAAACGACAGCAACACAUUCAGACAUACCAGAAGGACAUAGGACAUGCAUUUGAACUGGCACCCCAGUGUGCGUGGACCUAUAGUUGAGCUGAAUGCUGGGAUGGAGAGUAUCUGUGUGGUCUCAACACUGAAAGACCCAGAUGGGAUAUCCCUGCAGCCGUUCUCUUCCAUUCAAAGCGUAUGACCACGGGCUGGCUCUCCAAGCCGCUUUCCGGCAUUUGUUUAAUUUGGGUCUUUUGUCUCCAUCUUCCCUCGGCUCCUGGAUUGAAAGCAGCCGCUUUGCCUCUCUUUGCCUCUCUUUUAGGCAGUGAGGAGAAUGACAAUAAUGAGGGCUGGCGGCUGUCCACUGCUUCACACACAAACAUUCACACUUAUAAUACUAGGAACACAGACGACACUGCAAAUGCAGACACACACAGCCUCAUUCACUCUGUGCUAUAGCAGGCACACAUAUACAUUCAUAUUUACACACACAUGCAAUGUGAAAUGAAUGCAGGUAGCCAUAAGCAUUUGUUUGUGCCACACCAAGUGUGCAAAUAUACAUAUGUUAGUUGUUUGUAUUUGCAAUUUACUGCAAAGUCUUCAUUUGAUAUUGUAUUAUAUGCCUCUGUUAUAUUUUUUAUUAUAAUUCUGUCAAGUUGAUUGAAAAUGCUCUAUUGUAGAAUGUGAGUCUUUGUUUUGUUUGUUCAUCUUUAAUCCGUCUGCAUAAAGAGUCACGCUGGGUGGCCGUCUAUGUAUACAGUCAGCAUUUAAACCGAUGUAAACCAAAUGUAUUGAAUUUAAACAGACACGGCUCACACAGGCCACAAAUGGGAGACUAUAUACAUUAUAAUGUGUAAUUCAAACAAUCAGCAGGGCGGUGUUGUCCGCAGCACAUAGAAACCUAGCAAAUAGCCGUUCCCAGUGCGGUGAAUGAAAACAUGGCUGUUUUUGUUGCAUGUGCGAGCCGGGAUGGAAAGAGUAUUAUUCACUUGGAACAUAACUUCUUUGUAUUCUGACCGAAUCUCACGGUUUAACUCCGUGUUAGUUCAUGACUGCUUGGCCGUUGGGUGGGAAUGUUGAUUUUGACUGUGGCGGUUUCAGAAAGGACGAGGUUCUUCAGCAGCUUGUCAGUCAGCGUGAUUGGCCAGAGCUCUGAGGACCCAUUAUGACGGGUCAUGGAGUUUAAACCCAUCUUUUGACACUCAUUGAGACCCUUUGUCCCGUGCUAAAUUUUACUGAGAACAUUUUACCAGUGACGUCUUAUCUUCAUGACAAACAGUAGCUUUGAAAUUCCAUAAUUAAUGUCUGUACUCUACCCAUGACUUUCACGAUCCUGCUGAUUGAAACAGUCCAGAGGCUGAAUUAUUCGUGUGUCAGCCUUGAGCUAAAGAACUGUUGGGAUAAGCUCUGUAUUUAUGCUCUCCUGAGAUGAGAUUAUUUUUCCACGCUUGAGUCCAUUGUUCAGUAUUCCUAUCAAUCAAUGCUUCAAUCACUACCUCUAUAUCACAAUAUAUUAAUGACCAAGUAUUAGAGCCUUGUUGUUACUUUCUCUUGUGUUAUUUCAGACCUCUUUUGAGAUAAUAAUGUUUUUAUUUACACUUAGCAAUAAGCACAGUCUAAUGUAGAUAUGUGGAGCUGCAGCAGAUCUGUAAUGAUAGUCACUGGUUUAGAGGAACCUAUAGGAGUUUUAUGUGUGCGUCUUAAUAAUCAGAUGGGAAGCAUUUUUCAUAUGAGGAGAACUGAACUGGUCCUCUGAGUACAGACCAGACACUGUGUGAUAAUGUGGAACAGGAGACGGUCCCCCAAAGCGUUUGUAGCCUCAAACCACUGGUGUCGAUGUCUUGGCUUUGAACGAGAAGUUUGGCAUUUCAGAAAAUAUACUCAUUCCCUUUCAUGCUUGGAGUCAGAUAAGAAGAUUGAUACCACACUCAAGUCUGUAAAAUAUGAAGCUGGAGCCAGCAAUCAGUUAGCUUAGCAUAAAGACUGGAAACAGGGGAAACAGCUACCCUCAAUUCUUUUCCAAUUUUCUAGCCUUCAUUUCUUGAUAAUGUUGCAUUUUGUGGACAAAUGUUUUGGGGAACCUAAGAGUCCCUGAAGCUCAGUACAGAUUGCACUUGUGUUUCAGAUUGUAAAGCACAUACUUUACAUUAGUCCACUGAAAAAAACAACAACUGAAAGAGCAAAUGGACUCAGAUUGAAAAGCUCCACUCAUGCAGACAUGUACGACGUAUCAAAGACAUUCCACCUAAAAGAGUUGUGGUGCUGAGAUCUCUGGGGCUCCGGUUGUUACUUCCUGUUACCAAAUUUUCCAAUUUCAAAGUACAAAUUCUGAACAAUAAAAGCAACAACAGCAAAUUCCAUUCAGAGAGCAAUAGUAUUGGGAGACCAGGCGUCCCAUGUACUAAGACUGAGUCCGGGUUUGAAUCCAACUCACGACCAUUUGCUGCAUGUCGUCUCCUCUCUCUCCCCCCUCAGCUAAUAUAGAAAGAAAAUGCCCCCAAAACAUUAUCUUAAAAAACACAAAGCAUUCGUAUCUGUUGUUGCCUCCCAUCACUUCAACGUCGCAACUCUUUAAGAUGUACAACUUGGACAUAUUAAUAUCCUGCUCAAAUGUCCUGAUCCUGUGUCAGUAUCAAACAUCAGUGUGCUUUGUAUCUGCACAGUUGUGCUACAUUGUACUGUAAAGGUAGCCCUGUGCUAGCCUCCAGUGUCUUAGCCUAUAGAGACCCCUCGCUAAACUAUAUAACAUUUUAUAAUCUCUAACCUGACCUUGUGUAUGACAUAGUGCAUACUUUAGAGAUGUAUUUGUAACUUCAUUUUAGCUAUACCUUGCAAUGAAUCUCUUCGCUGCCAAUACAUUGUACUACUGUAGCUAUGUAUAAAGAAAACACUCUUUUUUUGCUGCUACACCAUUUGUGCCCUAUUAUGAUGUCUUUGUAGAAAACAAUGCAGUCUUAUGUUGUAUUAGUAUAUAAAUGCCAAUUAAUUAAUUCAAUGUCCACAUAAAAGUCUAUACUACAUCGUCAAAUAUAUUGAAAAUGAUACCAGGAUACAACCGUGAUGUUACAUUGUUAUUAAAGGAAAUGUCUUAUU
Anarrhichthys ocellatus (wolf-eel) is the source of this 5493-nucleotide messenger RNA. RefSeq names its product vascular endothelial growth factor Ba (gene vegfba). NCBI's taxonomy places the organism in Eukaryota, Metazoa, Chordata, Actinopteri, Perciformes, Anarhichadidae. Gene Ontology annotation, molecular function: growth factor activity; vascular endothelial growth factor receptor binding; chemoattractant activity. Gene Ontology annotation, cellular component: membrane. Gene Ontology annotation, biological process: vascular endothelial growth factor receptor signaling pathway; vascular endothelial growth factor signaling pathway; positive regulation of endothelial cell proliferation. The transcript has 8 exons. The coding region runs from base 1009 to 1788 and encodes 259 amino acids. The record is from RefSeq and is a predicted model, not a curated record.